CGCUGAAUAAAUGAGUCACAACUCCCACAUCAAUAACAGUGGAGCCAAGAUGGCGGCGGAGGGAGAGUACGAGUCGAUCCUGUGCGUUAAACCCGAUGUGCACGUUUACCGGAUCCCGCCGCGCGCUUCAAACCGCGCCUACAGGGCUGCUGACUGGAAGCUUGAUGCUCCAGACUGGUCCGGUCGAAUGAGGAUCACAGCCAAGGGCAAAGUGGCUUACAUCAAACUGGAGGACAAAAUCUCAGGUGAGCUGUUUGCUCAGGCACCAGUUCAGGAGUAUCCCGGCGUCGCGGUGGAGACAGUCAGCGACUCCAGCAGAUACUUUGUUCUGCGGAUACAGGACGACAACGGUCGCAGCGCUUUCAUCGGAGUCGGCUUUGGGGACCGAGGAGACGCCUUUGACUUUAACGUGUCCUUGCAGGAUCAUUUCAAAUGGGUCAAACAGGAGAAUGAACUCCGUAAAAGUUCCCAGCUCGGGGAUUCAGGACCUAAACUGGACUUGGGCUUUAAGGAGGGACAGACCAUCACACUCAACAUAGGGCAAGGUAAAAAAAGAGAUAAACCUCGCCCACCCAGCUCAGGUGGGUUUGGACUCCUCCCACCACCACCUGGAGGCAAGAUAGCCCCUCCUCCUUUGUCCGGCUCAUCCAAUCACAACAUCGUCCCUCAGACAGGCGACACAGCGACAGGCUGCCUGCUGGAGCUGGACAGCAGUAACUCCAACACGGUGGUUCAGUCAAACCCGGGUUCAGAUCUGUGGGGAGACUUCUCUGCUCCUGCAAGCUCUGUUCCACCUCCAUCUCGACCACAGAACUCCACAAACUGGAUCCAGUUCUGAGCCCUCCAUGCUUUCGUCGCUUGUGAUUUCCAUCCCAUCUGUGUCUGUAGCUUCCCGUGCAUCACACCGAGUGUAACUCCCACACCCCGAUCCAGCAGAGGCAGGAAAACACCACAGAUCUGUAAAAGAGAAUCGGUUCCUGAAUUUCACUCGGAAAGAG
Molecule: messenger RNA, 998 nt
Organism: Paralichthys olivaceus (Japanese flounder)
Lineage: Eukaryota; Metazoa; Chordata; Actinopteri; Pleuronectiformes; Paralichthyidae
Gene: necap1
Product: NECAP endocytosis associated 1
Biological process (GO): endocytosis
Cellular component (GO): membrane; clathrin vesicle coat
Source: RefSeq, a predicted model, not a curated record